Molecule: messenger RNA, 4973 nt
Organism: Vombatus ursinus (common wombat)
Lineage: Eukaryota; Metazoa; Chordata; Mammalia; Diprotodontia; Vombatidae
Gene: PHC3
Product: polyhomeotic homolog 3
Exons: 15
Coding region: 59-3004 (981 amino acids)
Cellular component (GO): nucleus; PRC1 complex
Molecular function (GO): protein binding; zinc ion binding
Source: RefSeq, a predicted model, not a curated record
UGCUCGGGCAGGCCCCCUCCCCGUUGCCCCGGGCAGUUUCAAGGAGCAUCACCCAAGUAUGGAUAAUGAAGCAAACCCAGGCACGUCAUCCGUGUCUACCGCUCCUAGCAGUGCAGCCACUACCACCAUCAGCACUUCCUCCUCCAGAACACCACAACCACAGAUCUCUGUUUAUAGCGGCUCUGACCGACACGCCGUACAGGUCAUUCAGCAGGCCUUGCACCGCCCCCCCAGCUCAGCGGCUCAGUACCUCCAGCAGAUGUACGCGGCCCAGCAACAGCACCUCAUGCUGCACACGGCAGCUUUGCAGCAGCAGCACUUGAGCAGCUCCCAGCUCCAGAGCCUGGCGGCUGUGCAGGCAAGUCUGUCCAGUGGGAGACCAUCUACAUCCCCUACAGGGAGUGUCACACAACAGUCAAGCAUGUCCCAGACAUCUAUCAACCUCUCUACUUCUCCUACACCUGCACAGUUAAUAAGCCGUUCCCAGGCUUCCAGUACUACCAGCAGCAGUAUUACCCAACAGACUAUGUUACUAGGGAGUACAUCCCCUACCUUAACGGCAAGCCAAGCUCAAAUGUAUCUACGAGCUCAAAUGCUGAUUUUCACACCUGCUACUACUGUGGCUGCUGUACAGUCUGACAUUCCUGUUGUCUCGUCGUCGUCGUCACCUUCCUGUCAGUCGGCAGCUACUCAGGUUCAGAAUUUAACGUUAUGCAGCCAGAAGUUGGGUGUAUUAUCUAGUUCGCAGAAUGGCCCACCAAAAAACAGUAGUCAAGCUCAGUCAUUGACCAUUUGUCAUAAUAAAACGACAGUAACCAGUUCCAAAACCAGUCAACGAGACGCUUCUCCAGAAAGCAAUAAGAAAGGAGAGAGCCCCAGUUUGGAAUCUCGAAGUACUGCUGUUACACGAACGUCAAGUAUCCAUCAGUUAAUAGCCCCAGCUGCAUAUUCUCCAAUUCAGCCUCAUUCUCUAAUAAAACAUCAGCAGAUUCCUCUUCAUUCACCAACUUCCAAGGUGUCCCAUCACCAGCUGAUUUUGCAGCAGCAGCAGCAGCAGCAAGUCCAGCCACUCCCCCUUCAGAGUCCGAGUCAGGAACCCCCCGCCUCCCAGCACUGUGGCCCCGUGCCGAGCCACGGCCUCCCGGCGGCGCCAGGCGGUGCCCAGGCCCAGCACUGUUCACCCCUUCAGAGCCACCCGCCUCCGCUUCCGGUGUCCCCUCCCCAGCCCCAGGCAGCGCAGCAGUCGGUGGUGGUGUCCCCCCCACCGCCCCAUUCUCCCAGCCCGUCUCCUGCGAUCAUCAUUCAUCCACAAGCACUUAUUCAGCCCCAUCCUCUCGUGUCCUCGGCUCUCCAGCCAGGGCCGAGCUUGCAGCAGCCCCCCACUAAUCAGGUGCAGCCAGCCGCCCAGCCGCUGAAUCUUCCAUCUCAUCUCCCGCUUCCAGCCUCCCCUGUGGUGCACUUGGGGGCUGUCCAGCAGUCCUCUCUGGUGUCCCCGGGGCCGCAGAUUGUCUCUCCCACAGCGCAUCAGCCGUACUCCGCACUGCAGUCUCCUCCGAUCCCACUCGUACCACCCCCCCAGCUGUCCGCAUCUCCUCCAGCCCAGGUCCCAGCACUGCCCUUGCAGUCUGUGCAGCCUGAAAUUCUAUCCCAGGGCCAGGUCUUGGUGCAGAACGCUUUGGUGUCCGAAGAGGAGCUUCCCGCGGCAGAAGCCUUGGUCCAGCUGCCCUUUCAGACUCUUCCCCCACCACAGACUGUUGCGGUCAACCUGCAAGUGCAGCCACCUGCCCCCGUUGAGCCACCAGUGGUUUACCAAGUAGAGGAUGUGUGUGAGGAAGAAAUGCCUGAAGAAUCAGAUGAAUGUGUCCGCAUGGACCGAACGCCCCCACCACCUACUCUGUCUCCAGCAGCUAUAACUGUGGGCAGAGGAGAGGAUUUGUCUUCUGAACAUCCUUUGUUAGACCAAGUGGAUCUCCCUGCAGUGGCAUCAGUCAGCGCAUCCGUGAUUAAGUCCCCGACAGACCCUCCCCACGCCUCUGUCCCCCCACCUCCACUUCUGCUUCCGGCUGCUGCCACACGGAGCCAUGGCACAUCUCUGCCCAGCAGCGUUCCCAAUGUAGAAAACAGACCUCCCCAGGCUAUUGUGAAACCGCAGAUCUUGACCCACGUUAUCGAGGGCUUUGUGAUUCAAGAGGGGCUGGAGCCAUUCCCUGUAAGUCGUUCAUCUUUGCUAGUAGAGCAGCCUGUGAAAAAAAGACCCCUUUUGGAUAACCCGGUCAUGAGUGGCAUGUGUGUCCAGGCGGAGCUCCAGAACAAUACAAAACAUGCUGAUAAUUCAUCGGACACCGAGAUGGAAGACAUGGCUGCUGAAGAGGGAUUAGAGGAAAUGGACAGUGAGUUGCUCAAGUGUGAAUUUUGUGGGAAGAUGGGAUAUGCUAAUGAGUUCCUACGUUCAAAACGAUUCUGCACUAUGUCAUGUGCCAAAAGGUACAAUGUUAGCUGUUCCAAGAAGUUUGCACUUAGUCGUUGGAAUCGGAAGCCUGAUAAUCAAAGCGUUGUGCAUAGUGGCCGUCGUCCAGGUGGCCCUGACGGGGCAGCACGAGAACAUUUUCCUAGGCAGCUUCCCAUUACUUAUCCAUCUGCAGAAGAAGGCUUGGCUCCUCACGAAGAGCCUGUGCCAACUGCUAUGAUCACCCGUCUUCGAAGGCAGAGCGAGAGGGAGCGAGAGCGUGAGCUCCGAGAGGGCCGGCUCCGGAAGGCGCCUGACAACACUGACUUGCUCCCGGUGGCGCAGACAGAACCAUCAAUAUGGACAGUUGAUGAAGUGUGGGCCUUCAUCCAUUCUCUGCCAGGUUGUCAGGAUAUUGCAGAUGAAUUCAGAGCUCAGGAGAUUGAUGGACAAGCUCUUCUCUUAUUAAAAGAGGAUCACCUUAUGAGUGCAAUGAAUAUCAAGCUAGGCCCUGCCUUGAAAAUCUGUGCACGGAUCAAUUCACUGAAAGAAUCCUAACAAGAAUGUGAGGUUUUUGAGAUGACAUUUUUGCUUUUCUCAAAUUUGUAAAGUCGUAAGCUAAUUUGUAAAGUCAACAGGUUACUUUUACUGCAGUGUUGGGCAAAAUACAUUCAAAUCUCUCAUGGCAUUCAUACCCUCUCCUCCAGAUCCAGGAACCUACCAAGGCUUCCAAGAAGCCAACAUUCCUGAAAGAAAUCUUAUAGGUUGGUGAAGGACAGAUACCCCUGAAGGCACGGUAAGCCAGAGGGUGGCCCAAGGAAAAGGAGGACGCACAGCCACUCUCAGCCGCAGGGUAGAAUGUGCUGGGGAGGAUGCUUGUUGCAUGGGUUGAUGUAAGUAGGUACUCUUCCAAUUCCCCUUUGGCCAGAUUGAGGUUUGCCUCCAAGGCAAGUUUCAGGUGAUAGAAGAACGCGUCAGCAGAAUGAGAGAAGUGUCAAAAAUUUUGUCUUAGAACAUUCAUUCGGAGUUGUCCAGGCUUGCUGAACCCCCGGAGAGGGUUGUUGUCUUCACAGGGACUAGAAGUCACCAUUGAUUGACAUUCUAGGUGGCUGAGAAAAAAAGUACUUUUUCCUGCUGCUUCUCUAAGCAAAAUGGAGUUAUAAUACUUGCCCCCGACUAAGAGAUGUUUUAAAAAACAUAGGGAAGGUAAGCUGUCGAAUGAGUUUUAAAUUGUUCAGAAAAUAAAGCUGCCAGCUAAGUGCAGGAGGGGAAUGUUAGUUAUGUAACAUAAAAGCUCUAUAUAUUAUUUUUGAUAAUUUUAUGUAUAGUAGAAAAUGGAAAUUUCCCAUUCCGUUCUUCAAAAUGCAGAAGUACUGAUGGGGUAAUGUUAACAAUAGCCAGACAGCGCUGGACCCCAAGCAGCUCUCUGGUAUUCAUGGGCUGGAAGGCAUAACAUCCUUGAGCCUUCGUGGACUGGUGCCCCAGCACUGCCAGGCAGGCAGGAAGGAGCAGCAGGGCAGGCUGCAUCACUGUUUUGGGGGUAUUUGUAAUGGAGCAACAUGUUGGUACUAGGAAGAAUGGAACUUCUCCUUUUCCUUUAGUAAUUGAUCCAGCAUUUGUCAGGUGACAACUCCUGGAUGUUCCUGACUUUUAAACAUCAGAGCUAUGAACUGCUCUUGUGUGCCACAAGGACAAAAUGUGUUUUAAAAAUUCAAAUAUCCCAAUUCAGAAAGUUAGGGUUCUGCAGUGUUACAGAAGGCAAUGCAAAUUCUGUUGAAUAAUAAUGAUAAAUCACUAGCAUAUAUGUAGGUAAAUAAGGGAUGGGGACACACACACACACACACACACGCACACACGCAUCACAAAGUUUUGAAAAUCAAGAUUUUUUUUUUUAAUUACAAUCACAUGAUACUUGGGUCAAGGUACCAUUUACUGAUUUCCUCAUUCUCUCUCACUGUGACGAACAGCCCCGUCCUCGUUGCCUGUGACUAAUUUAUAUGGCUCUCUUGAGGGAGCACAUGCAGGUAUCUGGCAUAUGUUCAGUUGGGUAGUGAAAAUGAAUUCAAGGGUUUCAGUUGGCUCCAUUGCUCUUUUCAGAAAGAUUACUUUAAGCUAGUAUAAGAUUAAAGAUAUCACAGAUAUUUAUCUUUUGGCUUUGUGUACCUUAGAGGUUAUUUUUAUACAAAAACACAGAGGGUAAUUUUUUUAAUCUUCUGGGAUUCUUUUGUGUUGUAAUAAUGUUUAAAAAAAGUGCUUAUUGAUAUUUAUCUUUGUCUAGGAAUAGCAAGGCUCAUCUUCCAGGCCUACAGUAGUUUAUAAUAGAUGAAGACUUUUUUGUCGUAUCGAACCUUUCAUUAGUAGGUGAAAGUUUGAAGGAGAACACCUGUGUAAUCUCAUUAUGCUUAGUGGUAAGGGACAGCAGCCUAGAAAAGUUGUAUAUUUGGCCUUGAAAUGCCUCUUCCCCCAUUCCUUCCUCCCUUCUCCCCACUAGAUUUACCUUUUUUUUUUGGGUGAGGUGAUCCAGGUU